AUGAAAAAUAAUUACAAUCGGGAAGAAGAAGAUUAUCUUGGAUCCGAUCCCGGCACCCUGGGCAUACUUUGGGAUGGUAACUUCAGCGAAAUCGACUUUGCUGAAUACACCAAUCGCGAUGAUCAGCACGAUUUCCGAACAAUUAUUGGCAUUUCGGUAAUGACAGCGGCAAUACUCGGCAUCAUCGCAAACUUUUUCGUCCUUGCCCUCAGCAUGCAGAAAGUUCAAGGGGAUUUUCGACAUUAUGUAGCCAAUCUAGCACUAGUGGAUAUCAUUUGCGGGUUUUUAUUUGCUUUUAUGGGUUUCGUCAACGUGGAGAAGAACGGCCGGUUAUUCAGCAUGGAACUCCUAACGUUCUGUGCCCUCGCCUUCUAUGGUUCGUUUGGCGUGAUGGUAUGCGCGUUAACACCGAUCUCGCUAUCCAGAAUCCUGGCAGCCAGCUGCCCGGCAGUCUAUGAAAAGCUAUUUGCUGGACCAAAGGCAAUGCUUAUUUGCAUUUUGAGCGACCUGGCUCCCGUUUCCCUCCUCGUCGUCAUGUGUUUCGCUAAUCAGCAGCUUGCGAGAUGGUUGUUCUUUUGCUAUGCGAUUGUCACGGUCGCUGCUUAUUUAAUUGCUUUCAUUUCUAAUACAAUGGUCUUCCGGAUAGUUGCUCGACACAUACGGGUGGUGCAAUCACUUCGCGAUGCCUCGCGGCUUCUCGAAACUCGACAAAUCGCCAUAGCCACCCUUGCACAAGCGUUGGUGCCGUUAGUUUGUCAGGUGCCAGCGUUUCUGACCCUAUCAUCUUCACUUCUUCAUGUCGAGCCGGUCACUACUUCAGAAGUGAUUGUUCUGACACAGCUUUGGUUAGCUGCGAGUCCCUUAUUUGAUGCAUUAAUCACGAUAGGGGUGAUUAAACAAUAUAGAAAAGAAACGAUACGUCUAUUCACUUCUUCAUGCAAAGGUGCGGCCAAACGAAAGCCGACCUCAACAAUGAUCUACAGCGACGAAAAAGAAGCAUUUGAUACGCCAGUC
Molecule: messenger RNA, 1014 nt
Organism: Mesorhabditis spiculigera
Lineage: Eukaryota; Metazoa; Nematoda; Chromadorea; Rhabditida; Rhabditidae
Source: the annotation of a GenBank genome assembly